Aphanomyces invadans is the source of this 439-nucleotide messenger RNA. Its product is annotated as small nuclear ribonucleoprotein Sm D2. Gene Ontology annotation, biological process: spliceosomal snRNP assembly; RNA splicing. Bases 61 to 381 code for a protein of 106 amino acids. The record is from RefSeq and is a predicted model, not a curated record. Lineage: Eukaryota; Oomycota; Saprolegniomycetes; Saprolegniales; Verrucalvaceae. The transcript is spliced from 3 exons. Gene Ontology annotation, cellular component: catalytic step 2 spliceosome; U1 snRNP; precatalytic spliceosome. Gene Ontology annotation, molecular function: RNA binding.
GGCAAAGCAAGGGUGGAGAACAACAGGGCGAAUUUGAGUUUCCCACAGGAUCUCCACAGGAUGGCAACCAUUGACGAUAAGCGCGGGACCAAGGAAGAAGAAGAAGACUUCCUGACCGGCCCGCUGUCUGUGUUGAUGCAGAGCGUCAAGAACAAUUCCCAAGUGCUCAUCAACGUGCGCAACAAUCAUAAGUUAUUGGCCCGCGUCAAGGCGUUUGACAGACAUUGCAACAUGGUCUUGGAAAAUGUCAAGGAAAUGUGGACCGAAGUGCCCAAGUCCACGAAGGGCAAGGGCAAGCCGAAGAACGUCGAGCGCUUCAUCAGCAAAAUGUUUCUCCGUGGGGACUCGGUCAUCUUGGUGUUGCGGAACCCCCAUGCAUAAAUGACGUUGCUGUUACACUUCAAUACCACACAAUCCACAACCCUUCCAUCGACUUCCA